UCAGCUGGAAUGAAACGGGAAACACGAAUCUAUGACUUGAUCAUUACAAGAGAUCAAAAAAUUUUCCCACGAGUUGAUACCUAACCUAACCAAACCUAAUUUAAGCAGAGUACUGGAUGUUGCCGUGGCCAUCAAGACGAAUUCGAACAAAUAUCUUGAUAGAUCCAGAUAAACCUUUAGUCCCAGGAACACUUCACUCCAGUGGUUAUCUCAGUGCUUGAGUUAUACGUGAGAAGUGUCUGUGCAUGGCUGGUAGAGGAGAACUGACUUGUGAAGUUUCAAAUAAUUGUAAUGUGACAAUGACCGGCCGAGGGAAGCAGAAAACAGGCGUGGUGGUGGAGGGAAGCUUCGUAGGGGUAAUCAGUGUCCACACCUCCAUGAAGACCCUAAACCAUUCCACCAAAUUUGGUAUUGCUAUGGCGGCCUACAGUGCCAUUCAGCAACAAUGUGGGAAGCCCGUAAGUAAUGGCGGCCAUCAGACAGACAGUGCAGACUACAGCCGCCACCUGGGAGCCGCCAGCACCAAACACUACGGCAAACUGUGCACCAUCUCCCUGGAGGACGCCCACCUCACAAUCACCAUGAUGGAGCUGGAGGUCCUGAAGAUGCCAUUAAAUACCAUAUCAGUAUCGAUGGCCGUGCCCGAUGACCCUUACCGCCUGGUGUUUGUUGGCAAGACCAAAGCUUGCUCCUUCAAGCUUGAUGACCUCCGAGUCGCUUUCGUCGUCAAACUUCUCUCUCCGUCAGAGAUGGAUCAGGUCAUCAGUUUUAUAAGAAACUUAAAGUCUCCAGACUCCCAUGAGCCACAGUUUUGUGGACCAUCGUCUACUGAAGCACAAAUACUCGAGUCACCUUCUCCUGGGCCACAGUUUCCUGGGCCACAGUCUCCUGGACCACAAUCUCCUGGACCACAGUCUCCUGGACCACAGUCUCCUGGACCACCAUCUCCUUCAUUCAUGUGUUCAGCAAACAUCACUCCUUCUGAUAGUCUGAGACAAGUUCUUCCUUCAUCACCCCCCACAAACAGUUACAACACAGAGGGAUCACGACUACACGUGCGUCGACUCUCUGGAACUGUUGUUGGACACGUGCCCUCACAACACCUUUCUGGCGCUACCUAUCACGAGUACGACACUCCGCCACCACCGAGAGUGUUCGAGGCCCCGUAUGAUGUUCCACUACCGGGACCUCCAAGGAAGGUGAGGGAAUAUCGUCCUCAGUUUCGCCGAGCUUCCUUACCAUCUCAAGAGACAGUUUCCUCUGAGCCAUUCCAAAACCUCGUGAAAAGGGAACCUGCACUUCCUUUGUCCUCCACCAGAUCGAAAAGGAACAUCCAACAAACGUUACCAGAAAAUCAACAAGAAAAGAACAUCGAAUAUGUAGAUCAUCAUUACUUUUCAUUUGACGAAGACUUUGAUAGUAACUUGGAAGAUUCCCAUGAGAAUAAAGAGUCUUUGGAGAGUGUUGGCCAGAGAUCAAAAAGUCCUCAGGUCCAUUGGGACUCUGCAGAUAAGAAAGAUGUUCAUGGUGAUAGUGGAUAUCUGGAUAUGUCAGUAGUAGGCUUACCCAAUUUGGAAUCUAGAUAUGCAGGGCUGAAUGAAAUUGCCGAGAGGGUGUAUGAGGUGCCUUCAUCUCAGACUUACGUGACUAUGAGCCACCGUAAUGACAUAAUAGAUCAAAUGAUACGAGACGAAGAGCAAUAUGUAUUAGACCUUGAUGAUCUACAGAGAGCUCUUGCUGUUCAAGGGAUGAACAAUGAGCUCUUAGUAACUGCCCAGAGACUAUACGAAUUCCAUCGCAUGGAGUUCAAGCCGAAGCUGCAGAAAUCCCAAACGUCCCAACAGGUGGCGGCAGCUUUUACAGAGAGCUGCGAUGGGUUUAGUUUAUAUAAGGAUUUAUUAGUUAAAAGCUCAAAAUCUUUGCAUAAGGCGUCAAUUGCCAACAUAAUGGAUAAAGUGCUUUCGACCAUGAAACAGUUAAAGAAUUACAAGUCGAGCCUGACAUGCUUGCAAGAGAGGGAACCUUCUGAGAGAGAAUCACUCCAAGUGGCCCUUGAUAUAAUACAUAACUGUCUUACUAGCGCUAACACUCAGCUCAUUCUGGACGCCAUGGAGGGCUGUCCCUUCCGGCCAGAGCAGUGCGGAUCAGCCCUGCAGACUGGAUACAUCCAGUUAACGAAAGGCCUUCUAUCACGAGACAGAGAUUUCUUCACAAUGCUUACAGAGUCUUACCUGAUCUUCAUCAAGAAGACUCCUGGGAACGAGUUGCGGUAUGGCGCCAGUAUGCGGAUGGAGACUGUCAGCCUCAGGCAGUACGACAAGACUGACAGUCUGACUGUGGAAGGGGUGUUGCACAUGGAACACCGUGAAUCGCCCAGACAGGCCUACCGCAUGACAGCAGGAAGCCCACAGGAAGCCAACAAGUGGGUGGAGGCAAUCAAUGGCGUACUAGAGCGUCAGGCAAAAGCUAUGAGGGCAGUGAGGAGCAACGAUUGACUGGUGAAAACAAAGUUCUAUGGAUACGCAAGUAACGCAGCACCUAAUAAAAUGCCACUGUUGUGAAGUCUAUAUAUGUUGUCCAUACAAGUGACAACAAGGAACUAAUUCACUGUACAUUACAGGAGAAAUAUAGAGGAAGGAGUAAGAACGCCCUUAAAAAUUAUUAUUUUCUUCAUAUCCCCCUAUUGAUACGUUUUCUAUUAAAGGAGCGCUAUCAUAAAGAUCAAUUUGAUAUUAUAUGCAUAACUAUUUAAAACAAAUUCUUGUAAAACACUUUUGUUUUAAUCAUAUUCGUAUAUUUAUUUGUGCUUUAUCUUAUAUUUAAAUAUUUCACUUACAUUUAGAUUUAGAUUUUCUUUGAUGCUCACUAAUUGAGAUAAGAUUCAAGUAUGUAAUGUUCAUAUAUUUUUAUUAUAUGCAAUAUACACAGUAUAUUAUUUUUACAAAGACCACCAUAGCAAUACAAGAUUUAAUAAUGAAUUAAAUAAUCUAAGCAUGUCGUGGAGAUUGUUUUUCUUAUUUUCGCAUAUGUCUAAGUUACUGUGUUCAACUGGGAAUUUUUAUCUGUGUCAACUUUACUAAUCAGUUCCAACCUUAACUUGUCCGCCCAAGCUACUGAUUCCACUAUAAAUUCUGGAUAGUUCAAGUAAUAGGACACGUGGGGGACACAGGCACUUACUGUUAAUGCGGACACGUGGGUGAUACAGUUACUUGAGGGUAACAUUAGCACUUAUUGGGUAACAUGGGCUCCUGUGGGUAACAUGGACACAUGUGGGUAAUAUGUGUUCUUGUGGGUAACGAAGGUUUCAUCGCAGUGACAUCACACGACGGUGGGGGUAAUAGUGACGUCACAAGAGGGUGGGGUUAUUAAUGAUUAUGAAUACGAUCUAAGCGCCACAACAGCCAAGGGCAAGGGUGGGGUGUAGUGGCGUCACACGAGGGUUAGUUAUUAUGGAGGGUCGUCCAACAUCUCCACUUUCCUACAAGAAAACUAUACAUUAAUUUGACAAUUUUUGUAUAAGCUAUUAAGACCGAGUUACACAUUUUAUUCACACACAUUUUUUCAUGGGGGUUACUCGCUUAUUACUGUAUAUAUUUAACUAUGUUUUUAUUUUUUUUAUUUAUCCUGACACAGUGGCAACGUUCUCCACUGAUCAUCCAACUUCUGCAUUAAUGAGCUAUCAUGGUGACACAAUCAGUGGUAGUUGGGCAGUAAUGGAAAAUAAAGAGGGGGUUUGUUUCCUCAACUCAGACGACAAAGUAUUUCUUGAGGUAAGGUAACACACUUUGGAAAUUACACUGUCUCUGAAGUCAUACUUUUUUUCUGACAUUACAAAUGCCAGUAUUAGUUAUGUUGGUAGGCAAAAUAAGAAAUUCAUUGAACGUAAAAUUUUCGCACAAAUCGGUCGACAUAUAUUCUUUUUUUUUCCCCAUAAGUUACAUAUUGCUCAUAUUAUUGUGAAUCUUGCUCUGAAUAAGUAAUAUUUUCUAGAAUAUUAAGAGUUUAUCAAUAAAACUAAUAUGAAAAUA
Homarus americanus (American lobster) is the source of this 4028-nucleotide messenger RNA. RefSeq lists its product as uncharacterized. Gene Ontology annotation, molecular function: guanyl-nucleotide exchange factor activity. Bases 246 to 2495 code for a protein of 749 amino acids. The transcript has 5 exons. Lineage: Eukaryota; Metazoa; Arthropoda; Malacostraca; Decapoda; Nephropidae. Gene Ontology annotation, cellular component: cytoplasm. The record is from RefSeq and is a predicted model, not a curated record.